AUGCAUAGACGUAAUAAUGAGACAUUCAAAAAUCCACUUCAUCAUAUUCGACCAGUUACAGUUGAUUUAAAUCGACGAUUAGAACGACAUACAGUUCAUAAUGUAACUGAAAAUGAACAUCGUCCAAAAACAAGUCAUUUCGAUGUAUCAAAAAAAUCUAUUACUGAUUUUCAAUCAAAUUCAACUUCAACAAAUUUUUCACUUGUUAAUGAUGAUGAUUAUGAUACUGAUUUAGAAGAUGAUAUGAAUCAAUAUCGUGAUCAUUCAUGUAUUGGUAUAUAUGAACAUGUUUGUAAACGUGAAAAAAUUGUACCUGUUGGACAAUAUAUACGACAUUAUAAAGAAGAAGAAUUAUCAAUGGAUUUUUAUGGUUUAGGACCAAAAGGUAUGCGAGCAUUUAUACCAAGUUUAACAAUGAAUCAACAUAUAACGAAACUUAGUUUAGUAAGUAAUGGUCUUGGUGAUGAAGGUACUAUUUAUCUAUCAUAUAUUCUUCGUGAUAAUACGGCAAUUGUUGAUGUUGAUCUUUCGUAUAAUUUUAUUGCUAUUGAUGGUGCAAGAGAAAUAUGUGAUAUGUUUAAAGAUAAUAUAACAAUUAAUCAUUUAAAACUUGAAGGAAAUUUAUUAGAUGAUGAAUGUGCUCGUCUAUUUGCUGAACUUAUUUCAAGUACUGGACGAUUAUAUACAUUAAAUUUAUCAAGAAAUAAAUUUGAAUCAGCAAGUGGUGUAUUUUUAGGUCCAGCUCUUGCUGAAAAUACAACAAUGGAAUCUCUUGAUCUUAGUUGGAAUUCAAUAAGCGGUAAAGGUGCUGUUGCUUUAGUAAAUGGAAUUCAGAAAAACAUUUUUCUUAAAACUUUAAAUUUGGCUCAUAAUGGUCUAGCAGGUGGUGAAUGUGGUCGCGCUUUGUUCCAAGCAUUUAAGGAGAAUACCACACUUAUUGAACUUGAUUUAAGUUAUAAUCGUUUAGCAACUGAACCUGCAACAUAUAUCGGUCGUGGUCUUGUUAAAAACGAAAGUCUACAAAAAAUACGUUUGACAGGAAAUCCACUUGAAUCUACUGGAUGUUACGCAAUUCUUAAACCAUUUACAGGAAAAAACAUAAUUCCAAAUAAACUUGAACUCAUUGAUUUAACAGAAAUCUUAGUAAAUCGUGAUUUUCAUGAGGUUUACGUACAAGUAACAAAUCGAUAUCCUGAAUUACAUGUCUUAAUUGGAUUAAGAGCACCACCACGUUUAUUAAGAGAUGAACAUCGUCUUUUACCCUCACCGAUGGAACGAUUACAGAUACUUUUUGAUCGACGACCUCAAUUUGACUUGGGAAAAUUUUUUAUGUUGGCUGCUGGUAAUAAUACAACUUCAAAUGAUCGUAUUACGGAUCGAAAUGUAUUGAAACAAGCAAUUCGAGAAAAACUCAAUGCUCAAUUUACUGAUACAGAUAUUGACGAAGUUUUAGAAGAAAUAUCUCAAUUGGAUCGCAAGCAAUUUAUAUUUACGUUUAAUAAUAAAUCAUCAAAGGCAAAUGUGUUACUAGCAUGGAAAUUUAAAACAUAA
Messenger RNA from Adineta steineri, 1551 nucleotides. Lineage: Eukaryota; Metazoa; Rotifera; Eurotatoria; Adinetida; Adinetidae. The record is from the annotation of a GenBank genome assembly.